Molecule: messenger RNA, 2647 nt
Organism: Coniophora puteana RWD-64-598 SS2
Lineage: Eukaryota; Fungi; Basidiomycota; Agaricomycetes; Boletales; Coniophoraceae
Exons: 8
Coding region: 148-2400 (750 amino acids)
Biological process (GO): mRNA splicing, via spliceosome
Cellular component (GO): post-mRNA release spliceosomal complex
Source: RefSeq, a predicted model, not a curated record
GAAAUCAAAAAGUCGAAACACAAGCGGUCGCACGACAAGGAUGAACACAAGACGAGGAAGAAGCACAAGUCUGGCCUUGACAAAAAGGGCAAGAAAAAGGCUCGCGACACUGUCCAUAUAACAGACGAUGACCCGGACGAUGAUGACAUGUGGGUCGAGAAGAACAUUGACAUGGACGGUCAACAUGUCGUAGCCAAAGACAUUCCUACCGCUGAGAGUCUCAACCUUACCUCCCAUGUCUCCCAACCAGAUGGUGGGGCUGCUUUGCCGCCUACCACCAAAGCUGGGACAGAGCUCAAGCGCGACGAAUGGAUGCUCUUACCCCCUUCUGGCUCGAAUCAACCCUCUCAGAGCGCGUCACGUCCUCUAGCCCAGCAGCUGCCUACAGCAGACGACUCACUUACCGAAGAUUAUGGCGAUACCCCGGAAGGCGCGCGUACCCUUGGAGGCGGUGUGGAUUUCUUCGCAUCCUUGGGGAAAGAGCAUAAGCGUAAGCAGCCCGACAAGCCCGACCCCGAGAAGAUCAAGGUCAGUUCGAGAGAAUUGAAUCAAGAUAUUCGGGAAGGCAAACAGAUUGACAACGCCGCGCCGCCGCCACCGCCAAAAGCUGUUACACCUGGAGGUCCAGGUUCUUCAUGGCGCAUGAUGCGUCUUAGACGCGUCUACGAAACGGCAGAGGACGAGGACAAACCCAUCGAAGAGGUGGCUCUCGAGCGCUUCGGCACCCUCCAGGCCUUUGAAGAAGCCAAGGAAGAGCGGCGCAUUCUUGAUGAACGCGAGGGCAGGCGUGCAGGUGGCGGCAGCGCGAAAGGUAAGGGGCGCGAAGGAGAGGGUCAGAAAGGCUUCAUGUUCACUGACAUCGGCGGAAGCGGCGCGUCCAGCCGCAGCUCGUCCUUCCGUCGCCCCGGGACCGCCGAGCGGAGUGAACGCUCUACACCUACUCCUGCGUCCUCUUCUGAUGCUCGCGCCGGAAACAAGCGCCUGGACUCUCUCCGUCUGCCCUCGACUGCUGCAUCACCUCUUCAACAAUCACAUACACCCAUCCCGACUGUCAUGACUCCACCCGUUGCCUCUACAUCGACCAGACGCGCCAUGUCCCCUUCCUCUCUCAACAAACUCCAGGCCAAAGUCCUCCGCGCAAAACUCAUGAAUGCACCCAAUGCAGCAGAGCUCGAACGCGAGUACGAAGAAGAAUCGCGGCGUGGGCAAGGCAUCGUCGAGGGCAACGUGCGCACCAGAGUCGAGGUCCUCCCCACGCUCGACGCGCACGGACGCAUGUACGACGUCGGGCACGGCAAGAACGACGGCGAGGCGCUACCGGGAAACCGCAGGAAGAAGCCAGAGAGGGUCGAAACGCGCGACCCGAAGACGGGCGACGUCGUGCGCAUCAAUGCCGACGACGAUACCAUGACGCUUGGCGAGAUGCUGAGGCAGGAGAAAUUCGGGGCUGGCAUGGCGGACCAGAAGGAUCUCGAUGCACAGUUCGCAAAGGCCAUUAUGGGUGAUGGCAAAUUUGAGAACAAUCUUGAUUAUAUUGAUGACAAUGCCGAAAAACUGGGCCGUCAGAAGAUGAGAUCAGACGCUAUGAAGCGCCAAUUUGCCAUCAACGACUAUAAACGCACCCAAAAGGUUCUUGCGACCUGCCAGUUCUGCUAUGGCGAGGACGACUCACCACCGAAAGCCCCGGUCAUCGCAAUGGGCACUCGUACCUACCUAUCCUGCACACAGAACGAGGAGUUGCUCGACGGCCACUGUUUGAUCGUCCCCAUCCAGCACCACCUUACCAUGCUCGAAGCCGACGAUGACGUCUGGGACGAAGUCCGAAACUUCAUGAAAAGCCUGAUGCGCAUGUUCGCCGAAGAGGACAAGGGCGUCAUCUUCUUCGAGACCGUCAUCUCGCUCCGGGCACAGAAACACACCUGCGUCGAAUGCGUGCCGCUGCCCUGGGAGCACUUCGACGACAUCCCCCAGUACUUCAAGGCACGCACUCUCCCUCGUCACGAGUCCAUCCUCGCCUCAGAGGCCGAAUGGUCGCAGCACAAGAAGCUCAUCGACUUCUCGGCGCGGCCCGGCGGGUUCAGACGCGCAAUGGUGCCCAACCUGCCCUACUUCAUGGUCCAGUUCGACUACAAGGGCGAAAAGGGGUACGGCCACGUCAUCGAGGGCACGGGCGACUCUGCGGCCGCCGGCGAGGAGGACGGCGCGCUCGACGAGGGUGAGAAGGGCGGCGGAGAUUUCCCGAGGUACUUCGCUGGCGAGAUCAUCGGCAAUGUGCUUGACAUUGAGCCCCGGCGGUGGAGGCGCCCACGCCGAGUCGACAGUCAUGCUCAAAAAGAUCACAUUGCACGGUACAAGAAGCGGUACAAGCAAUAUGACUGGACAGGCUUGAUCGGGAGGUAAAACAAUGUGUGGUGCUGUCGUCGCUAUAGAUGGUAUUGUAUGUAGUGGUAGUGAUGCAAGAGAUGCAUAGAGAACAGCUAUAGGAAGUGUAAGUAGUAAAUAAGUAAGAAUGAUCUUGCUUAGUUGCCUAACAAGAUAGUCCCUGAUACAUGUAAAGUCAGCCCUGAGCGCACCACAUGUGAAGGAAGAGGGCAUGUGCGUUGUUCUCCACACGACAGAAUGUACGCCCUAUCCCACGAGUGCACUG